AUAAUGGCACUCCUUUGGUUGUUUAUUUUAUAAGCAUUUGAGAAAAAAAAAAUCUUUGACUGCUAAAAUUGGUGUCUCAGGGACUGGUCUCUUUUCAAUCGCCGAGUCGAGGACAUCUGACUCAAAGAUUGCUUCUUACCCAUGCUUUUUGAAUAUCCAUUAGACAAACUUCAUAAUACAUGCUUUCAGUAGAAAUAAUAUUACAGAUACUAUAUAAUUUGGAUGCUUGGAACCUUUGUCAAUACCGGACGGUCUCGCAAUCCUUCAAUCAACUAUGCAUCAAAGCGCUGAUGUACAAAAUUUGUCAUGAAGGCUGGGCUAUCGAACUCCGGACACCAUCCUCCGCCUAUGCUCAGUACUUCAACCCAGAUUAUAUAUCGCCACAAGUUGGACGAUUAAUUUGCGUAGGAUAUGAGCUUAAAGAUGGUUGCCUUCACUUCCGCUCGGACACGCCAAAUGAUAUCGGUUACACUCACAAGCCAAUUGCCCACGAGCUACAACUGCAUUGUAAGGAAUGGCCGUCUCCCGUUAUCAAUCUUCCCAGAAGAGCUUUGAAAAUCGAAGUAUCACCAUUCAAUCAGAGUGCGAAUAGCAACGAGCUUUCGUUCACUUACUCUGUCUCUUAUCGCCGACAAGUAGAGUACUGUGAGGGCUGCCACCAAUCGCACUACGGUGAGCGAGAGAUAGCGGUAGUGCAGCCGCAGAUGCUGAAAGUAGCAUUGUCAUGGAUAUUACAAGGAAUCGUAGUAGACAAAAGUAGUGAAAGCUGCAGUGAGGCAGAUUUGUACAUCUUGUCAAAAUGAAGUCAUCGACCCUUUUAUAUAAAUAUAAUCUCGUUAUUUUUUCGCAUGAAAAAUUUC
Umbelopsis ramanniana AG is the source of this 860-nucleotide messenger RNA. RefSeq lists its product as uncharacterized. Gene Ontology annotation, molecular function: protein binding. Bases 180 to 803 code for a protein of 207 amino acids. The transcript has a single exon. NCBI's taxonomy places the organism in Eukaryota, Fungi, Mucoromycota, Umbelopsidomycetes, Umbelopsidales, Umbelopsidaceae. The record is from RefSeq and is a predicted model, not a curated record.